This is a messenger RNA of Striga hermonthica, 1743 nucleotides long. The record is from the annotation of a GenBank genome assembly. Lineage: Eukaryota; Viridiplantae; Streptophyta; Magnoliopsida; Lamiales; Orobanchaceae.
AUGGAGGAGAAAGAUAAUAUCUCAGAUUACAGAAGCAAAUUGGACAAGACACUAACAUCACCGGAUUUGACAAAUUAUGAAAACAUUCGUACACAUGUCAAGAACCAAAUCUUGCAAUCAUUGGAAUGCGACUUAGAAGAAUAUACAGAACACGUGGUGGAAAAAAGAAGUAAAGAAAUGUUUAGUUUCCUCAGUAUGUUGAGGAGUGCCUCAGUGAGUGAUCUUGACAAGUCUAAAUCCAUCAACGAAUCACAAAGUUGCUGGAAACUAAAAGAGGACACUGACGAGUUCCGUGUGAUGUAUCGAGAAGGACCAGCUGGAACUCCCUUCCAUACACUUCUCGUUGAAGGCUAUGUGGAUGGGCCUCUCGAUGUUUGUCUGUGCAUUUCAUGCGAGUCUGACCUUUAUAAGAUAUGGUGGCCUCAAUCUGCAGUCCCUACGUUCAAGGUCGUCCAAUCUCAGUGCGUUCAAAAAGUUAGACUCGGUGAACAAAUAUCAGUAGUGAGGAUGAAGCUUUCAUGGCCCUUGUCAAGUAGAGAGGCAUUGGUGCAUUUUUAUGUUCUCGAGUACUUCCAAGAUGGUCUAAUUGUUGUGCUCCUUAACUCGAUUUCUGAUUUCGAGAGUAUCGAGAAAAGCACGCACGGAUUUACGAGAGACGGGAUACCCGAUGCAGAGGAUGUAGUUAGAAUAGAUGUAGUUGGAGGUUUUGCUUUACAGAAAGUGACUGAAGAUAGGAGCUAUUUCAGGACAAUAGCAAACAUGGAUAUCAAAUUGGAUUUUGUUCCUCCGGCAUUCAUUAAUUUCAUCUCGAGGCAGCUCGUGGGAAGUGGUUUCAAGCUCUAUAAAAAAGAGGUUGCUUCUGCUUCAAAAGGCGACCAAAAAUUUCUCGAGGCCCUGAGGGACCCAAUGUACAUCCGUGUGCGGGAGGCUCUCUAUUCGAAAAACACUCCUUUGACCUCAAAUGGAAUGUUCCAAGAACAAAGUCUCGAAGCACGCAAAAACAACAACAAUUCUAAUGUGGAGAAUCAUGAAACCGAGGAUUUAAGAGUUCGAGAGAGAAAAUCAGUGAGCGAAAUUGAGGAGCUUGAAGAAAAAAAGGAAUUUACGACCCAAGAAAUUACAGAAGAGGUUGAGACAGACGAUAAAGAAGCUGUGAUUACCAAUGAAUUGGGGAGAAGUCUUCAGAUGGCCAACAGUAUUACGAAACAGUUUGCAUGGGGGAAUGUACAUAAAAUCGGAAUUAUUAGCCCAAGAGUUCGAGAAGCUCUGAUGACGUUGGAUAAGGCCAUUUCAAUAUUACGGGAGCAUAACAAUAAUAAUAAUAAUAUUAACUCUAGACAACAGCAUGAUGAUGAGAGUGCGCAUGACGAUGAAAAAGAGGAAGAAUUGUUUAUUUCCUUGGAAGCUGAUCAAAUACGGAAAAAGGAUGAGGAUUUUGGUGAGCCAUCAAAGAUCGGGUCUGUAGAAAAGGAUCAUGUAGCUAAAAACAACUCUGACAGUCAUGAAUCCAGGCCUCGACAUUCGAAUUCUUACUCAAGAGACACGAAGCCAAGCAAAAUUGCACCGGACGAAAGCCCCACCAAUUCACAUUCGUAUGCUGAACAGAUCACAUUCCCGACAGCCUUUGAGAACAUUACAGAAAACUUGAGUUGUCUGAAUGACGAUUCAAAAUUUACUAAAGGGAAAGGAGUGACUAAAAGGAAAAGCCAAAUUCCAAAAUUUUGCUGCUUUGUAGCCCGGUAA